Molecule: messenger RNA, 2483 nt
Organism: Trichoderma atroviride IMI 206040
Lineage: Eukaryota; Fungi; Ascomycota; Sordariomycetes; Hypocreales; Hypocreaceae
Source: RefSeq, a predicted model, not a curated record
CUGCCGAGGGGCAUUGAUUUUGGAGGGCUCUCGUUCACCAAAGACGAGGUAUCAUGACUACGCCUUCUGCACCAAGGGUUGGCUUGAGCAUUCGCAACUCGCCUCGCCAGCUACUUAAAACCGUCAAUUUCAAAACCAGAACGACAACGGCGGCGACGACAGCAGCAGCAGCAACAACAACAACAACGGCAACAACAACAACAACAACAACAACAACAACAACAACAGAAAACCCGACGACAACAGCAAAAACAAAAACAACCACAACGACUGCGAAGCCGACGGCUGCUGCUCAGCAAUCAGGUCCCAAGCCUCGAGGAGGACGCUCUCAACUCAAAAUCCCCGAGCCCAUUCCUGAAGAUAUAUAUGCGCCUCCUCUUGCAUCAAGCGAUGUGGAGGGUGACGACGACGACGACGACGACGACGACGACAACUACGACGAUGGCGACGGCGAAACCGCUGAAAAGACACAAGCGGGCGUAGAACCCAGCCAGCAAGCGCAUGUAUAUCCAGAUAGCUCGGAUGAAGAAGCCCCUCCUCGGGGAGCAAUUUCAGCAACCAAGUUCACGUCGUCGAGCCAAAACGGCAGGUGGCAAAGCCUUCGAACAACAGCAACAUCUCAGCUUCCAGGAGAAUCUGAUGAAGUGGAACCCGGCACCAAGAAGAGGAAACGACUCCCUGGCACCUCCAACGAAAAAGGAAGCCCAAAGAAAAAUGCUAGCCAUCUCACCAAUAGCCAGGGAUUCGUAAAGAAACAAAAAGUGAAAGCUUCUUAUGGGGGGAGGAGAAGCAUCAAUUCUCAGGAAAGCCGAAAGCCCAAAGUCUCAGAAGAACCUUCACUGCCCAAACUUCGCGUCCCAAUCUCAGAAGAACCCACGUUGCCCAAACUUCGACCUCCCGAGUACAGUGCUAUCAAGUCGAUUCGAAAGAGCUCCCAAUUUAUCGUACCAGACUCUGACGAUUUUUCGUCCCCCAUCAAACGACGUCAACCCCGUCAGCGAUUUCUGCAGGUUCAUUAUGGCAACAACAGCGACAUUGAUGAAGACAACAACAAUGAUGGCAGUGAUGACAACACCGGUGACAAGAAUGGGGACAACAACGGAAAUAACAACGGCGAUGCUGCUGUUCUCAGUCAACCGAAAUUUACCACCGACGAUAUCAAGCUUGGAAAAGACAAGCCAAAGGAAAAGCGAAGAAAAAAUCCACUGCAACGUUUGGGGAAGAAAAACCCUGCAAAGUCACCCUCACCACCACCGGCGAGGUUCAUAAUGCCGGCACUGCUCUCGGAAUUCAAAAUCCGUAGCAGACUAAGCGGCGGCGGCGGCGACAAUGACAUGGACAACGGCGAUCUAUCUGACGUGGGCAGCAGUAGUAGCGAUCUCAGCUCCCUCGGAGAUAUCUUCCCGGACAAGGAAGCACCAAAAGACGGCCAGGCGCUAUGUCCCUGGUGCGGCGCCUCAGUCAACAUGCAGCAGCUCAAGGAGUUUUCAGAGGGCAGGCAGCGACUAAGCGUCAAGAUGCAGACCAAAUUCUGCGAGUCGCACCGCAAAACAUCAGCACAGGAGACGUACGAACUGAAAUCAUACCCCGAGGUCCAGUGGGAGAGCCUGACGGAGCGCUUCGAGAGCCACCGCGCCCGCCUCCUGGGCAUCGUCAACGGCGAGGAGGCAUCACACUAUCGCACCGCCCUGGCAGACAAGAUCGCGCUGGGCAAAGGCCGGUCCAUGAAACAGGAAGAGAACCUCAACCCGGGCUACUACGGCCCGCGAGGCUUCAACAUGAUGUGCGACUACCUCGUCGCAGAGUUCAGCGACCUGCUCAAGAAGAAGGCCAUCCACGAUAAGGUCAUUGCGGGAAGGGGCCCGCCGGCUUUUAUCCAGUCGGUGCUGGUGCCUGAGCUGGGCGUGCAGCUGAUCAUGGAGGACAUGCAGGUCUCACCGGAAGAAGCUAGGGGCAUAUUGGAAGAGAGCAAAGCCCUGGGCGAGCUGGUGCAUGGAGAGAUUUGAUUGCCGCCCUCCUCUCUCAAGUGAGUAUGGGCGAGCUGAGCUUUUAGUGUGUGGCUGCUGUGUUUGUUAAUGGACGAGAAAAAAAAAGAAAACAAAAAGGAACAAAAAAAAGGACCCCCCCUGUCAGUCGUGGCUAAAAAAGGGCAAAUGAUUGUACGAAUUCCGUUGUAAUGGCCCUUUUAUUUGUUGCCAGCCUCGUUGUUUUUUUCUUAGACUAAUGGCGAGUUACAUGUAUAUAUUCUGCCCCCAACUUAGGAUACCUACCUAGCUUUUCUUUUUUCUGUCAAUUACCCAAUUAGCGCAAUCUUACAAGGAAAUGAGAUGGUGUUUAGUGACGUGAAGAGAUUUUGUUCAAAAAGAGAAGAGGAAAACGGCUGCUAGGCAGAAUCCAAUUAAUUGUAUAACUUGAGACGAAGAAGAGCACUAUACGUUAAUACAUGAAAUCUUCCAUAAUAUCUGUGUUCCUUGUCCAACAAU